Messenger RNA from Penicillium daleae, 1176 nucleotides. Its product is annotated as RNA methyltransferase, TrmH family. Gene Ontology annotation, cellular component: mitochondrion. Gene Ontology annotation, molecular function: RNA binding; RNA methyltransferase activity. The coding region runs from base 1 to 1176 and encodes 391 amino acids. Gene Ontology annotation, biological process: rRNA methylation. The transcript has a single exon. Lineage: Eukaryota; Fungi; Ascomycota; Eurotiomycetes; Eurotiales; Aspergillaceae. The record is from RefSeq and is a predicted model, not a curated record.
AUGCCCCGAGACCUUCAAGAUCGCGGGCAACGGAGACCCAGGGAACGAGACACGAAGGGAAACAUCACACCGGCAUCUUCUGGGGAAACCAAUCCUUCAAAGACGAGGUCCCGUGCCCAUCACGUGACAGAGAGUAUGCCGGAACGAAUCAAGGAAAACGUCAAAGUCCCCGAAUCGAUCCCCUAUUCCAGCCCAGCGUCUGAAUUCAUCUACGGUACGAGCGCCGUGGAAGCAGCAUUGCGAUGUGGCAGGCGGAAGCUAUACAAGUUAUACCUCUAUCAACGAGCUGGGGAGGACCUGGGUCCUGCUAAAGUUGCUCUUCGAAAGCUGGCUCUCUCGAAGAACAUUGAUAUCAAACUCGCUUUUGCAGGUUGGGACAGGCUUCUAGACAAGAUGUCUGCCGGUCGCCCACACAAUGGAUGUGUCCUUGAGGCCUCGCCUCUGCCUAAACUCCCUGUGCGUGGCCUUCAUGCUGUUCCUGCGAUAUCCGAGAGCCACUUUCGGGUAGAAUUAGCACCUCAAUCGCGGGAGGAGGCUGCAGUGAACGGUACCAAUGAUCAUAUCCCGAUUCUACAUCCUUCAGAUCCCUCUUCAGGCCAACAAACCCAUCGAUACCCCGUGGCCUUGCUGUUGGAUGGAGUGGUGGAUUCCGGUAACAUAGGUGCGAUCAUACGGUCUGCUUAUUAUCUUGGCAUUGAUGCGAUAAUCUUUGCUGGGCGCCAAUCCGCUCCUCUAUCUCCCGUGACGAUCAAGGCUUCCGCCGGUGCAGCGGAAAAUAUGACUUUGCUGCAUGCUCAGAACGAGGUGGAUUUCAUUAAGCGCUCGAAGGAGAAUGGAUGGCGGUUCUAUGCUGCUGAUGCACCUGGCCCCGGUGCCACCUACCUGGACCGGGCUAUGGCCGAUGGCGAAACGGUACUUCCCACAAUGCACUCGCCCAGUGUCAUCAUGAUGGGGAGUGAGGCCUCAGGACUGAAUGCACACAUCAAGUCACAUGCGGAUUCCAUCGUCAGCAUUCCAGGUGCCCGUCAUAGCGCUCAUCUGGGUGUUGAAUCCGACCCGGCCCGCAUUGAUAGUUUGAAUGUGAGCGUUGCCGCGGCACUGUUGAUGGAGAUGUUCUUGCGAACCCCGCUUGCGAUGUCUGAGCCGAUCAAGAAGAGCAACGGCCGAGUGUGGUGA